Molecule: messenger RNA, 5609 nt
Organism: Pungitius pungitius (ninespine stickleback)
Lineage: Eukaryota; Metazoa; Chordata; Actinopteri; Perciformes; Gasterosteidae
Gene: angptl1b
Product: angiopoietin-like 1b
Exons: 5
Coding region: 1752-3206 (484 amino acids)
Biological process (GO): cell surface receptor protein tyrosine kinase signaling pathway
Source: RefSeq, a predicted model, not a curated record
CAUGCCCUUUUAAGUACAGUGCAUCUCCAAGUGUUUAAUUGCUAUUGUAGUAAUGUAAAGUAAUGCCAAAUCAUUUUCUGUAUGAAACGUGAUUUUACUUGUACACGGUGUGGCAUUGAUGCCUUUACUAAGUGAACCAUACUUCUUCCACCUCUGCAUUCAGUACUUCCAUUUCAAAUGAAACCAAUGGACAUGGAAUAGCUAUAAUGGCGUGGUAAUAAACCCGUUGAGCCACAAGGAGGGGCUGACAGAGUGAGCAGGAUUUCAAACAAUGGGACAAAUUACAUCUAGUUAUAGAUGUCGGAUUGCCCGAAUACAAAAGCCCCAAACUCAACCUGUACAUGAAACUCAAGGAACUAUCAGCCGAGAUACAAACAGACUUUCUAAUGGCGCGGAAAGAAGAAUGGACACCUCAUCUGUUUUCACAAAGGACCGACUUGUCAAGUGUGACAUGGGGCACAAAUACAGCAUUGAUAAGUAAGUCCUCUUUUACAAAAAUGUUUCUUCUUUCCAUUUUCAAGAGAGCAAUGAGAAGUUCCCCCAAAGACAUUUUACUUUCAUAUCCUUUUCCUUCUCUUGGGCCCCGAGGUCCAGAGUUUUAAACACUGAUCUAGACAACACAAUAGUGAGGCUUGUGAAUACCAUGCGUUGCCCAGGCAUGAGUGGAAUUAACCGAAAUGUAUUUCUUAGCUUCUCCUCAGUAACCGCUUCCUCCAAACACAUGUUCUUUUAUGUAUGAUUUAUUUAAAUUGGACCUCUGUAAUAUACAAACAACUGUCGGGACACAUGCUCUCAAUCAAGCAUCGGCAAACACACAUGCGCUCAUUCAAUCACGAGCCAGCGCACACAAACACACACUCGCACACAAACACCUCAAUGAAUGUCCUGCAUCAAUUGCCCACGAGCAAACGUGUCCUCCCACAUGCCGAAGUAUGUCUCCCCACGCAGAGAAUCCCCACGCAUCAAAGCCUGCGCUUCCUCCUCAAUCCCAUAACAUUUAGCUGAGGGAUGUUCUUCUUCUGUCUGCAAAGCCCUCUGCUUAUUGUCCUCCUAACACAAUAAACACAGCUGCCAAAAGCUCUUGGAUCCACACAAGAGACACCCCCAUAUAUGAGCAAAGUGAUGCUCACGUUCGGAAACAGGCAUCCUUUAAUUUAAAAUCCCAAAGCUCCGUGGUCGCCAGAAUCACUCAGUCAUCAGAUGAGAACUGAUUGGAAACAGCUUCACGAAGAGGAUGAGAAACGACAAUUUCGUGAAUGAAGCAGAAGGAUAUGUGCGUUAACCAAAGAGUAGGUUAAUGUGCACGUCAUCAGAGGGGGCUUUUCAGACCGACCUGAUGACAGCCAGACAGAUUUUUGCCAAUCUUGUUUAUUUUUUCAUUUGUGGUGAAAUCUUUUAUUAGGAGGGCUGUUUUCCCUCACCAGAGAAUGGGGGCGGGGCCAAGCCUCCACUCUGCUCAAACUAUGUGUAAAAUCACACCAUCAGCCUCCCUCUUUCGGCAUGUGGACCACCCUCUGCUGAUCCCUGAGUGGGCAGUGUCUGCUCGUGCCGUAGUUGUGCGCAGGCCUUCAUUCUCAAUGAGAGCAAAGAGCGAAGGAGACUAAGAGGAGGAGAAUGGAGAGCAUGGACCUGCAUAGAAAACGCAAUUGAAAAAGCGCACCAAGCCGGGUAUCACCUGAACCUCCCGGGCUGCUGACUGACCUCACUGACACAGAUCUCUAGCUUGUUUGUUGAUAGAGAGAGGAGAAGCCAUGGCAACCGGAAUAAGGAGCAUAGUUAUUCUGUUCUGUUUGUCUUUCUGGAGCAACAGCCAAGCCCUCACAAAGCACCCCAUCCUAUCCCGGGUACGAAGGGCCCCCGAGGCCAAAGAAGAAAACCGGAAGUGCUCCUACACCUUCCUGGUCCCUGAGCAGAAGAUCACAGGACCCAUCUGUGCCUCUCGUGGUCAUUCAAACGACAAGGACCGAGUGACGCGCCUGGACGUGGCCUCCGUGCGCGACCUUCUGUCGAGGCAGCGUAGGGAGAUGGAGACCCUAAAGUUAGUGGUGGAUGUCGACGGCAACCUGGUGAACGAGAUGAAGCUGAUGAGGAAAGAGAGCAGGAACAUGAACUCUAGAGUGACCCAGCUCUACAUGCAACUGCUGCACGAGAUCAUCCGCAAGAGGGACAACUCCCUGGAGCUGGCCCAGCUGGAGACGCGCAUCCUCAACGCCACCAGCGAGUCACUGCGCCUGGGCUCCAGGUACAGGGAACUGGAAGCCAAAUACGCUGCUCUGUCCGCAGUGGUGAACAACCAGUCGGUUCUGAUUGGCGCCUUGGAGGAGCGUUGCAUGCAGGUGUACAGCCGCAGGCACGACCAGCCGCCCCUGGGGCCUCCGCUGGUGCAGGUGGUGCCCGAGAACCUUCCCGUUACCGUGCCGCGUUUCACCAACGAGAUCCAGAGGGACAACACCCGAGGCUUUGCCCGCGAGAGGGGCUCUCGCUCUGGACCGUCGCCCACAAGCGGCACCUUGGAGGUUCAGAAGCCGCCGCACCAAAACUUCAGCUCUGAAGGCCCGUUCAGAGACUGUCUUGCGGCGCAGGAAGCCGGCCACAGCACCAGCGGCAUGUACCUGAUCAGACCAGACGAGGCCGAGAGGCCCGUCCAGGCCUGGUGUGAACAGGAUAUAGACAACGGGGGCUGGACUGUGAUCCAGAGCAGGAGAGACGGCUCCGUUAACUUCUUCAGGAACUGGGAUAACUACAAGAGCGGUUUUGGCAACAUCGACGGAGAGUACUGGCUCGGUCUGGAAGGCAUCUACAACCUGGGGAGGCAGGGCGACUACAAGCUGCUGGUGGAGCUGGAGGACUGGAUGGACAAGAAGGUCUACGCUCAGUACAGCAGCUUCCAUCUAGAGCCCGAGAAGGAGGGCUACCGCCUGCGGCUGGGCACCUACCAGGGCAACGCCGGGGACUCCCUGAGCAGCCACAACGGCAAGCAGUUCACCACUCUGGAUCGAGACAAGGAUGCAUUCUCAGGUAACUGUGCCCAUUUCCACAAAGGAGGCUGGUGGUACAACGCCUGCGGACAAGCCAACCUUAACGGUGUCUGGUACACCGGAGGCGUUUACCGCAGCAAAUUCCAAGAUGGGAUCUUCUGGGCGGACUACGGCGGGGGCUUCUACUCAAUGAAGUCCGUGCGUAUGCUGAUCCGGCCCAUAGACUGAGGAGAUACCGUAAACCAGGCUGGUCCAGGUGUAAUUGUGGAGGCCAGGAGCAAACUUGAACCUCAUUCUGUUACUGUACAUGUCAUCAGCAAUUUGUUGAUCCGAGACAGCGGAGCGACACCAACAGAGAUUGACAACCAGUUGUGACUUGAUCUGCCUCCUGUUACAGAUUUGAAGUCUGUGUGAAACGUUAUUCUCUUUAUAGCAUAAUAGAUACACUUAGAGGGAUUUAUGGGGCCAUGAUGACUGUUUAAAGUAAGACAUAUCACUCUUUUAAUAAUGAAAUACAUUUGACGUUGAAGGAAUAAUUAAGGCCAUAUGUAGCUAAAUAAUGCUAGCUGUAUAUCUUAUUAAGAGACCACGGUGUUUCCUCAUUUCGAAGUUACCCCGUGGAGAUGAGGUACCACAUCUAACAGAGCUUCACUGGUAUUGAUGUCAUUCAUAAGCUUUAGCAUAACAGGAUCUAAAUGCAGCUCUUCCUACCUCGCCAAGAUAAACAUGUGGGCUAAAUGCUCAUACAUGCAUUCUCUUACUACCUAUCUUGAUCUUUUUAGGCUCCAUAUCUAUUUCCAGAUCUGAAAAGACCAACAUUGUUUGAUUACCCAAAAACAGUCUUUCUCUGCACUCAUAAUGACCUUUUAUACUGUAUGUUAAACUACUUUUUGACCAGAAAUGAUAAUUUAUGUGUACAAUUAACUUAUCAUAACAGUGAAAAGGGGCAAGGUGUCCUGAGGGAACAGUAAACAAUCCUACAGAAAAUAGAACAGAUUUCCUCAACUGUGUAAAUAACAAUCAUUCUCAAAGUAUGCUUGCACAUAUGGAAAUGCUAUUGAAUGUUUUUCUCAUUUGGCUGAUGAUUCAAUUUCAGUAUGACUCGGGGGUAGAAAUAAGCAUUGUUUGAGAAAGAAAGUGGAAUUACAUUGUGUUUGGAGUGCUUUCGAGCACAGAAAAAUAUGCAGACCAAGCGUCUUGAGAUUCUAGGCAAUGGGACAGACAAUGAGAAACACAUUGCUGGAAGCCAGACAGAAUGAAGAGAGAAAAGGGCAGGAGGGAGGGGAGUGGGACCAACGAAGACGGAACUCAGCCAAAUUUCCAAAUUAUCCCCCCCCCCCCCCCCUCUUUCUUUUAAAUACACAGAAAUUGACAUUCUUUCCACACGGAAAGUGCUUGAACUGUAUGUUUUCGUAACAUAUCUUUCAUUGACAAAGUCACGGCUGCUCUCUCUAAUCACCGGUAUGGCAGGAAAGCGGCAUCCUUUGGGGGAAACCAUCCGAGAGGAGAGGGGAGCUUUUUUUCUUCUGUUUUUUUUUUUUUUUUUAACUUGUGGGUCAGCUUUUAACAACAUCCAACAGUCUUUGGUCUCUCAACUGAAAAUAGACCCUCAUAUUGUUGUGGUGUUCUUUAAACCACAAAGUCCCUCACACCCAUCUUUUUUAGAAAAAGUUUUUAAAGCAAACAACAACAAAAAAAAGCCAGGAGGCUAGUCCAAACCGGACAUGAGGCAUGUAUACGGUCAUGUAGAAAAGUAGCGGCUAAUAAAAACAAUAUUAUGUGAUUAGAAUUAAACUGUAAUAUCACCUAAGGCCAUUGAGUCAAAAUAAUUGGUAGAUCAAUAGAGCACAACUUAUAUUCAGGAUCACUUUGCAGUACAUACUUUGGAUUUAAAGGAACUCCUUUCAUGUGCCAUGCUGAUUAAUUAGUGCUUAACUUAUUCAUUUUUAGUCCUUGUUUCGGGUUUCUAUGCCCAUUCCAAACUCGUCUUGUGGUUGUGAGUCACGCAGAUGAAAUGUUGCUGUUUUUUUCCAGCAGACACUGUUAGUCCACAGAAGGAGGCAGAUGUAAGAGUUCUAUUAAAUGUGCCUUGUGUUGUCGUGAAAAUGAGGCAUGUCCUUUAAAGUGGUGACACGUUCGUGGAUGACUGAGUAAGGGCGAGUCAUCAGUAGCUGCACGACUAUUACCACUGUCUAUUCUUUUAAACCUAAACUUCUUUUAUGGUAAAUCAAACUUUUGUUUUCUGAGGGUACUUUUAUUUCAAAAGAAUAGUGGGAUAUUUUGGAAAAUACAUUGUUUGACAGAGAACUUGAUUGAGAGUUAAUGCCCUCAUAUGCGUAUUAAAGGAAUAGUGUUUUUUUUUUUUUGGCAAAAAUAAAAUAAAAUCAUUGAAAGCCUUCCCCUCUCUUGCCUGGAUGGUAAAUAUGAAUAUGUUCAGCAGGUAAGUUAGCACUGAAGCAGACCCAGAUUUGUUUUUUUUCUUUUCUCCCUUUCAGCACCUCUAAAAGUCCCAAUGUAACAUGUCCAGUUUUGAUUGUCUUACAUGUACAGAAAAUAAAAGGUAAAAAUGACAAGUUGUGUCAUCAGCAGUUACUUAAAAGCCUGAUAUGUCACUGCACCAAUUUACUACAA